This is a messenger RNA of Apiotrichum porosum, 468 nucleotides long. RefSeq lists its product as uncharacterized. The record is from RefSeq and is a predicted model, not a curated record. The transcript has a single exon. Bases 1 to 468 code for a protein of 155 amino acids. Lineage: Eukaryota; Fungi; Basidiomycota; Tremellomycetes; Trichosporonales; Trichosporonaceae.
AUGGCUCUCAUUGCUCCCGCCCCCCAGCGCCUCGCCUCCACGGUCUCGCCGGUCGAGGUCAUGGAGAUGCAAGCUGUGUAUGCCUCUCGCUCCUCGCGCAUCUUAAACAUUGGCUCGUCCUUCAGGUCCUUCUACACUGCCCGCACGUCCUCAGCUUCAGCCUACUGCACCCUUCCCAGUUCGCCACCCACCACCACCGCUACCCCAACCGAUUCCAGCAUUCCUCCUGUCAAGGCCACCCGCGCGCACUGGCCCCUGCCCCCACUCCCCACCCGGUCAGCAACCCCAUACAUCUACAACUCGCCUACCGGCACCCUCACCGAGUCCAGGCCCCGCGCCCUCUUCAUCACCAACCCAGACUCCCGCGCGUCGACUCCUGUGGCCACCAGGGAGACUGUCACGCAGUUUGGCGUCCGUGAAGGCCGCCUCCCCCGCCGCUACUCCAACGAGCGCCUUUCUCGCUUCUAA